Molecule: messenger RNA, 2925 nt
Organism: Phodopus roborovskii (desert hamster)
Lineage: Eukaryota; Metazoa; Chordata; Mammalia; Rodentia; Cricetidae
Gene: Cdc42ep4
Product: CDC42 effector protein 4
Exons: 2
Coding region: 224-1300 (358 amino acids)
Source: RefSeq, a predicted model, not a curated record
GGGCAGCCAGAGGAAACAAACGCCGGCGCUGCCAUGGGUCGCCAGUCCUGCCGAGGCGCCGAGCACACAGACGGAAGUGCACAGCCGUCCGGGGCCCGCGUUCGAGGAGCUGGGGACCGAGCUCUCUGAUUGCCCUGUCUGCCUUUUACACUUGCUGGACUUGAGGUCUGACCCCACACCUGCCUGUUACCUUGCGAGUGCCUGCCCAUUUCUAGCCGGCACCAUGCCUAUCCUCAAGCAGCUGGUGUCCAGCUCUGUGCACUCCAAGCGCCGCUCUCGAGUGGAUCUCACCGCGGAGAUGAUCAGUGCCCCUCUGGGUGACUUCCGCCACACCAUGCACGUGGGCCGGGCUGGAGAUGCCUUUGGGGAUACCUCCUUCCUCACCAGCAAGGCAGGUGAGGCUGAUGGUGAGUCCCUGGAUGAGCAGGCCUCGACGUCGUCAUCUUCCAAACGCAGCCUCCUAUCCCGAAAGUUCCGGGGCAGUAAACGGUCACAGUCCGUGACCCGAGGGGACCGGGAGCAGAGAGAUAUGCUGGGCUCCCUGCGAGACUCAGCACUGUUUGUCAAGAAUGCCAUGUCCCUGCCUCAGCUCAAUGAGAAGGAAGCCACUGAGAAGAACUCCAGCAAGCUACCCAAGAGCCUGUCAUCCAGCCCUGUGAAAAAGGUAGAUGCUGGAGACAGUGGCCAGGAGACAGGCUCAGGGGAGCUGGGUCCUCAUCGGAAUGGGGCCACAGGCCCCCAUUCUCCUGACCCACUCCUGGAUGAGCAGGCCUUUGGGGACCUGACAGAUCUACCCAUUGUGCCCAAGGCCAGCUAUGGGCUGAAACAUGCUGAGUCUAUUAUGUCCUUCCACAUUGACCUGGGGCCCUCCAUGCUGGGCGACGUCCUCAGCAUCAUGGACAAGGACGAGUGGGACCCAGAGGAGGAAGAGGAUGGUGGUUACCAUGACAAAGAAGGCCCCAGCAGCAUGGUCCAGGCUCCCCCUUUGCUAGAGGUAGCUCCUCCAAUAGGAAGACAUGAAAGCAAGGCUGGCUCGGACCAGGCCUCCAUGCUGCCCCCACAUGCUCUGGAAGAUGAUGGGUGGGCAGCAGCCGCCCCCAGCCCCAGCUCAGCACGCAGCGUGGGCAGCCACACCACACGGGACAGUAGCUCCCUGUCCAGCUGCACCUCGGGUGUCCUGGAGGAACGCAGCCCAGCUUUCCGAGGCCCAGACAGGGCCCGGGCUGCUGCCCCAAGGCAACUGGACAAGGAAUUCUCCUUCAUGGAUGAGGAGGAAGAGGAAGACGAGAUCCGAGUUUGAGGCGGGACAGAAAGUUAACAGUAGUUUCCACAACUCUGGGCUGCAUCGUGUCCCUGUUGCUGCCUUCACUGUGACCUUUGACCUUCCUGUGUAGGCGCAGCUAAGAACCUCAUUGGAGUAGACCCUGGACCUCACGGAUUGGAAACCAGGGAGGUAGCGUGGGUACUGAUGGCCUGACUCUGACCUGUUCUUCCUCUACUGAAGCAGCUGGGACAGAGCCGUGUCCCAGCAGGAAUCCACUCUCCUCUGUCUGGGCCCCAGUCGGACGCCAGAUGUUAGUUCGCUUUCCUGCAGCAAUGUCAGGGCAGCCAGGUGUGGCCUCUCUCGAAGGUCAUGGACACUUGGUUUCUUUUUAUCACCUGGUGUCUGGUGCCUACCUGGGAGGUACAUGCAGCAGGAGGCAGGUGUGGCUACACAUCCCGGCUCUUCGUUCUCUACCCCUGGCUCCUUGCUGGAAGCCUGGUGCUCUUUGGGAUCCGUUGGAACCAGGGCGGGCCUCACCCAAUACACUAAAUGCAGUCCUUCCCAAGGGCCAGGACGGUGGGGGACAGAAGGAACUCCCCCGGCCCCCAGCUUCUUGGGUUUUCAAGAAGGGGCCCUUCCUCGGUGACACUAGGAACAGGAAGGGCUAUCUCUGCCCUACAGGUGCAUUUGUUUGUUUGUUGUUGUAUGUUUAAACGCGAAUAGAGCUACCAGGAGAAUAUAAUCCUGUUCACAAGAUUGUCUUGGUGGCACAGUGACUGUUAGCUUACUAACCCUGGCUGUACAGACCCUGUCCAGGUUGAAUUGGGGGCAACCAUCACCAGUGUUUGUUCAUGAACCCCACAUCUGUAGCUGUUAACAGCUGAAUGAAGACUAUGUAGGAAAGUUCUGGAAAAUGAUGGUUAAGUAAUUCAUUGUUCCCCGGAGUGUGAGCUGUGUUUUUGACUGGGUGUUUCCCUCCCUGCUGCCCUACUCUGUGGGGAACAGGGUCUUCUUCUAUUCUCAGCCUCUCCCGACUGCCCAGGCCAAGACUGGGGUCAGCUAAGAGCCAGACUGAGCAAGACUAUAUUCAAUUUGAACUCCAGGUUAACAAAAGUGGGUUUUGUUUGUUUGCUUUUUGAGACACGGUCUCCCUCUGUAGCCCAAGCUGGCCUCAGAUUGGCAGCAAAGCCUCUCUUUCCCUGGGAGCUGAGGUUACAAGCAUGCACCAGCAGCCCUGACUGUGUUUGUCUGAAAUCUGUUUUGCUCGGCUCCUGUAACUCUACCCAGGACAUGAGUAGAAGCAGGGGCCAGAGCCCAGGGGUGGUGGUUCAUUACUUUGCUGCUCUGACUGGGAACAGGCUGGCCCACCUCCUGGUCUAGCACAGCCAGUGGGAGUCAAGAGAGAGCAAGCUAAAUUGUAAUAGGAUUCUGGCCAGAUGAGGGUAGUGGCCUGCCAUGGGCUGCUCUGCUUCCAGAGUCCUCCCAGAUCCUGACCCGGAAACACUCACUGGGCUCCUGACUGGUGCUCCACGGAACUGUGCCUCUGGCCACCAGCACACGCACCCCUCCCAAUCUACCCGGUCAGUUCUAGACUCUAAACUUUGUAUUUUUUCCAUGACAUUGAUAAAGCAGUAAGAAAACAUUAAAAUUUCCUCCUAGCA